This is a messenger RNA of Orbicella faveolata, 1126 nucleotides long. Its product is annotated as zinc finger SWIM domain-containing protein 7-like. Gene Ontology annotation, cellular component: Shu complex. Gene Ontology annotation, molecular function: zinc ion binding. NCBI's taxonomy places the organism in Eukaryota, Metazoa, Cnidaria, Anthozoa, Scleractinia, Merulinidae. The record is from RefSeq and is a predicted model, not a curated record. Gene Ontology annotation, biological process: double-strand break repair via homologous recombination.
UCAGUAACCUGCAGUUUGGGCUGUCAGAUGUAUCUACAAGGACGUGCAAAGUUGAUCACAUUUAUUUGUACUUCUGACAAUCUUUGCUGUAUGCAUAUGACUGGUUCGAGUGGGAUAUCAAUUUGGCUUGUUGCGUUCUAGCCUGAGUAUCAAGCUUCUCAAAAAUGAGGGGAAAGGUAGAGGAAAACAGGUGGAAAAAAUCCCUCCGGUUUUCUCCUCCUCCCCUCUAUCUCGCGUUCCUCACCACGCCCAUCAUGUUUAAAAUGCACGUGAGAGCCUGGGCCUGCUUAAAACUAAUAUGGCGGACGAGGAAGCGCGAUUUUUGCAACUUUUCAAGUCAGCUAGCUGAACAGUACAUUAAAAUGGCAUUAUCACUACGACAUGUGGCAGAUCAGCUGUUUUCGGAAGUUCGAAUAGCAAAAGAAAAGCAUGGUCACUUGUCAGACGAAUUACUUUCCGCGUUGCACUUCGUAUUCCAUCAACCACUGUUACAUGCAUUGGACCUGGUCGAUCAGAAGAAUGUCACCAAGUUAAUAACACCAAGUGGAAGGGUCCUUUAUCAGGUUGUAGGUAGUUCCAACCAGCUUUACAACUGCCUCAUUACUGGAGAUUUCUGUACUUGCCCAUCUUACACAUUCACUGUGUUAGUCAAGAUGGAUUCCCUCAUGUGUAAACACCUACUGGCUAUUCAUCUCGCUGAAGCUCUUGGUAGAUGCAGGACCCGAGACAUCACUGAUGAAGACUUUGUGGCCUACUUGUGUUACGAUAGUGUCACAGAUAACAGCAGGAACUAGAAACAAUAGUCUUGUUAUCCAUUUCUCGCAAUGACUUCUGAUCUUUACUACCAGAAAUUGAACGUUCUACAGAAGUAAAUAAGUACAUCUAACAUGUCUCAUUUUUUGCUGAAUUUCGUUUUGAGUUACUAACUAUGAAGUUUUUAUCAGUCUAUUGUAAAAGCUUAUCAGCCUUUUGUUUCAACCAGAUAGGUUUCACCCGGUUUUAAAGUGCAGCCAGGCUUCAAUUUUCAGAAAUAAUUGGUUGUAACAAAGAAAUUCCACAGUACCACCAGCUGUACAUAUGAUACAAUAAUUCGUACUUUAAUAAAGAAAUUUCUAUCUGUUGUCAA